AUGGUCAAACCGAGGCUCAUCAUCCUCAUUCGGCACGCUCAGUCAGAGGGCAACAAGAACCGCGAUAUUCACCAAACGAUACCCGACCACCGAGUAAAGUUGACACAAGAUGGCUGGCAACAAGCCUACGAAGCUGGCCGCAACCUGCGCAAGUUACUGCGUGCCGAUGACACACUGCAUUUCUUUACUUCCCCCUACCGCCGGACUCGCGAGACAACCGAGGGCAUUCUCUCGACUCUGACAUCCGACGAGGAGGAUCCUUCUCCGUUCAAGCGCUCCAACAUCAAGGUCUACGAGGAACCUCGCUUGCGUGAGCAGGACUUUGGUAACUUCCAGCCGUGCUCCGCCGAAAUGGAACGCAUGUGGCAAGAGCGUGCCGAUUACGGCCAUUUCUUCUACCGCAUCCCCAAUGGCGAGAGCGCCGCAGACGCCUACGACAGAGUUAGUGGCUUCAAUGAGAGUCUGUGGCGUCAGUUUGGCGAGAAUGAUUUUGCCAGCGUUUGUGUAUUAGUCACCCACGGCCUCAUGUCCCGGGUGUUCUUGAUGAAGUGGUAUCACUUCACUGUCGAGUACUUUGAGGACCUGCGGAAUGUCAACCACUGCGAGUUUCUCAUCAUGCGCAAGCAAGAAGAGAGCGGCAAGUACAUCCUCGAGAAUAAACUCCGGACAUGGUCAGAGCUACGCAAGGAGCGGGCCGAGUUAAAGGAGAAGGAGGAGAAGGAACGUAGCGAGGUCGAGGGAAACCAGGAAAGGUCCACCAAGGAUGCCAAGAACGGUACUCUUCUCGAACGCAGUAAGACCUUCAUCGUCACGCGGCGCUGGGGUGGCUGUCCUAACGGGUGUAAUCACAAGAGCCACUACCAGAGGCGAGACGACCUGGAAGCCCUUCGCCGAACGGACGAAGUCACCUCUAAUGGGUCUGUUGUAUCCCGUCGGCAGUCCCCUGCACCAGGACGGCGACCCAUUAAGCGAUGCGAGCAGGGAUACACAUCCGACGAGGGCACCGACAGCGAUGGCCGGCCACCGCAGAUCGACGUCACCCGAGCUCGCCAUGAAGUUGUUUCAUCUCCCGAUGGAACCCCAUCCUUUAUCUCUGCCGAAGAUCGUCUACGGAGCAUGAUCUCGCCGCACCUGAAUGUUGGCCGCGAUUUUGGCGGGACUUUCUCCGGACAGACCUCGAUUGCCGGCAGUGACACAGACUCUUCCGAGGAGGAUGGCCACAGACCGGAGGUCACAGCCGUGACCAAGAUCAAGGUUGGCAUUGUGUCUAAUGGAGACGGCAACGGCGCCAACGGCAGUAUCAACAGCAUCGUCGGUGGUCAAACCAAAGGAAACAUGACACCAAACACCGAAGAUGAGCAAUCAGACGAGAAGAGCCGGCGGCGCCGCGCCAACCGCCUUGGCGAUACCAAUAGCAGCCACCGAGGCUCUGAGGCAGACGAGGAUGACAUUGACGCCGCGGAGAAGCGGGACAGGAGUAUCUUGGGCAGUGUUUACUGA
Molecule: messenger RNA, 1500 nt
Organism: Colletotrichum paranaense
Lineage: Eukaryota; Fungi; Ascomycota; Sordariomycetes; Glomerellales; Glomerellaceae
Product: phosphoglycerate mutase
Exons: 3
Coding region: 1-1500 (499 amino acids)
Molecular function (GO): phosphatase activity
Source: RefSeq, a predicted model, not a curated record